CAGGCAGUGUUGUGAUGGUGAACGGUUGUAAACAAUAUGGCUGUACGUAUGUACCUGGUAAAUCAUAAACAGCUUGUAUCUCUUGGAGUGUGUAGCGCUGGGAGAGUUUAAAUGCUGACGUAAUUUAUACUGUCUCUCUGGAAGAUAACCAUUUGAACUGAGGUGUGUGUAUCCAUCUAUUACUCAGGAAAUUUUACAAACGUAUAGAGAAGGAAAUGUUUUCAUAAGCUGCAUCAUUCGCCAUUCCUGGUCAGGGCAUCAUUUUGAAUUAUUGCUGGUGACGACUAGAGAUUUGAAACCAAACUGUCUUUCUCAUUUAGAAGCUGAAGAAUCAUGGAAACAUAUAUUUUACACUGUGACUUCUCAGGGGCAUGCGAUGACACUGUAUAUGAAUUCCAGGAGGAUAUGGGCAGAUUUCAGGAAGAGUUAUCUUCCCUUGGUCUUGAUGGAAUUCUGAGGUUGAUUAUAGCCUUCCAGCAGAGAGUAUGCGUUGUUGGAUUUCCUGGUGUGCGUUCUGCUGGAUUUGACCUGACUGAACUCAUUUUGAGGAUGUUACUGGACACAAUAAGUAAAAUGGUAGAAGAAAAUGUAAUUCCUUCACAAGAGAUGGAGGACCGGCUGCUUGAUUUGUAUGUGGGGUUGUUGAAGUCUGGACCUGGGAGUAGUCAUUGUAAAUUUCUCAAAACCAUCACUAAACAUAUGGAGUUCCAGGAUUUAUAUGAUGAGAAAUUACAGAAAGUGGUUGAAGGAUUUAAGGCCAUUAAGUAUGUGGAGGAGGGUGAUGUUUCCUUGUACAUUGACACAGUCGAACGAGAGUAUCCAGACCUACUGGCAGCCACUGUCAUCAGGAGGAACAAUGAAAAUCGCUUGAGGAUGCCUGAGGUUCACAAGGUUUGCAUGGAGUUGUUUGUAUUCUAUCUGGUUCAGCUCCCACAAACAUCAGUCUCACUGAGGAAAGCCCUGGAAAGAGCCCAGCAUAAGAUCUAUCAGGCUUACAAUAGAAAGCCCUUUUGUGGAUUAGCAGAUACUGACUUCUAUAGGUCUCAAUUGAUUAAUCUCCAGAAUUUCAUCAAGGAUCCAAAAUUUCCUCAAAGUAAAGAAAUCUGUGAAACCACACAACAUGGACUUGGGGUGAUAUUUGAGAUAAAGGACUCGGCCAUGAUUGUGAAAGUGUAUGCUGACAUUGUUCCAUUGUUGAAGACGCUGAGCAUGAAAUCCUUGGCCCCAGACAACAAGUCUGUGUUAGAGAGAUUGGAUGGUUUCCAUAAAAACAUUCCAGAUGACUGUUUUAAGAAUACAGAAAUGUUUGAGGUUUGGGCAGUAGCAGCAGCAGAAAUUCUGGAGAAAUCUCCAAGGGAGACAAUUACUGGAAAAAAUCUGGCCUACACGUCAGACAAAUACAUCGAGUUUAUAAAACCCAAAGCUGAGAUUGCUAAACUUUGGCUGCCGAUUGUUGUGGGAUUUUGUCGGUGGACCCAAAAUUAUACGAUACGAGCUGCAGAAUCUAUCAUUUUUUAUGAUAAAUGGAAAAAUUGCUGGAAAUGGAAGGAAAAUGUUUCCACAGCCAAGGACAUUAUCGUGGCUUUGACAACUACAGAAUUUUCCUCAUGUGAAGAUGUGGAAAAGUAUUCAUCAAAUGCAGAGACCUUUUUAAAGAGACUAGUGAAACAACUCACACUCCUUAAAGUGGCCAAACAUGUAGAAUGUGAGUUGGCUGAGUUGGCUAUGGUCACCAUGGAGGCUGUUGGAAGAGAGAUAAUGGUGGACAGACUUUGUAGGUCAGCUAGCGAACUGAUGUCAUUGCAGAGCAAUAAACAACUGAUUGUGGGUUAUGUGGACCGGUUCCUGCGACUAUUGAAGAAUGAGGAUUAUGACUGGGAUAGGGGCUGGGUUACCACAGCUGGGCUUGAUUUCUUCAUCAAUCUCAUCAAGUCAUCCAGUGGGGAUGAAGUGAGGGACAUGGAAAUUGACGAUGCUCUUCUGCGGGUUUUACUUUUCUGUUUGUCAGAAGAUCGUGAAUACAUCAGUAUCGAGAGACAGGGUCUGAACAUUUUUGGCUUGAUAGUAGUGGCCGGACUAACCCAGUUCAUCCUCUUGCACAAGGGAAAGACAACCGUAGGGCGACUUAAGCCUAUAUUUCCUCACAUCCAGCGCCUUAUGGACAACGAGGAGGAAACAAUUAAGUCAACCAUGCGGGCUCUCAUGCAGAUGUUUGGGGAGGAAACUUCCAAGUUAAUGGACAUUAACGGAAUGGAGAACUUAAUUAGUUUGUAUCUCAAGGAAAAGGACUCAUCUACGCUGAAUGCCAUAUCUGCUGCAUAUGUGGAGACCUCAGAGCCCCUAUCUAAUCAGUUUUUGCCACUGAUUAAGUCAUUCACACAAACAGAAAGCCAUGAAAUGCCAAUUCAAUUGAUGUUUCUGAAGAAGGUCGCUGAAAUCCAACCCGAGUUAUUUAGAAAAGAAGUGUUUGAACUCUUAUUUAAACAUCACUUCAUGGACAAGCAUGCCAAUUCUCAAACUCUGCUAGUGAUGGAGAUCGUGUCAAAAUAUCACCCUGAAAACCUGGAACCUUUCUUGGAGAGUCAUUUGAUGAGGACUGAGCUAAUGAUGGAAAUGAUGGCUCACUACCAAGUCAACAUCUUAAUCAAAGUAGCAGCUAAAUACCAGGACAAACAAGGCUUGGUUUAUUUGUAUUUGAUGAAACGAAUUAAGGAAACAAAAUGUGAACAAGCUCUAACAUCAAGUAUACAGGGUCUUCGUGAAAUAAAUUCCAUAUGUGGGGCAGAAAUGUUUACCUCCGAAGAUAGGAAGUACAUAGAGAUUCUAAAGACAGGGGGACCAAAUCAAAACUUCAGAGAUCUUGCAGAAAAUCUUAUAGAUGAAUUGGAGGGCAGGAGCCUUGAGAAAGUGUCUCAAGAUGUUGAUGAACAAUCGGGACAGAUAGGGAAACUGGAGAUUGGUGUGGCAGGGACAAAGGUAGUACUGAAAAAAGUACAGAGGGAUGUAAAGCAGCAGGGGGAGGAGAUUGAAGGGGUAAAAGAUGAGCUGGUGGAGGUCAACACACGAGUGGAUCAAGUGGAGGUGGAUGUGGAGGAGACCAAAGAUAAAAUAGAGGAAGUGGAUAAAAAGACAAUGAGUAAUGCGCCUACUUGGUCUCGAGAUGUGACAAAACUGAUGAACCCAGAAUCUGAACAUGAUUGGAGACUUCUGGCUAGUCGUCUUGGUUACAGUCCUGAUGACAUCAGAGGUUGGGCCACCCAAUCAGAUCCCUGCAUGGCACUGCUGAGUGAAUGGUAUGCCACACACAAAACAUUUGAGGCCUCUAGAGGAGUGCUGAAUAUCCUUCAGGAAAUGAAUCGGUUGGAUGUUGCCAUAAUUGUAGAAAAUGCCAUGAAAUCUGCAGAGGGAGUGGUAGCGGAUGAACCAGUGGAUUACCCAGAACCCCCUGAAAUUUUUCUUAGUUAUCAAUGGGGUCACCAGAAUGAGGUCAAGCUGAUCAGUCGUCAUCUGGAGAUGGCUGGAUAUAAAUGCUGGAUGGACGUGGGACAGAUGGGGGGCGGGGACAAGCUGUUUGAGAAGAUUGACUCCGGAAUCAGGGCAGCCAAAGUCGUCAUUUCGUGUGUGACGGAGAAAUACGCAAAAUCGCCCAACUGUAACAGAGAGGUCAAUUUGUCUGUAAACCUUGGGAAGCCCAUGAUUCCCCUAUUGUUGGAAAAGAUGUCAUGGCCUCCAUCUGGUUCCAUGGGGCCGAUCUUCAGCGAGUUUUUAUUCAUCCGAUUUUUCCAAAGACCAGGGGAGAACACUAACGAUGACCGAAUCUGGCCCGCUGCCAAGUUUACAGAACUCCUAAUGCAGCUGAACUGUUUGAAAGUUUUGCCAGAUGAGCGGAAUAUUUCAGAGGAGUACAAGAACUGGUGGAUACCAGUGGUGGAGAAGAUACUGAUUCCUGAAAGAAAUGAGAAAAAAGUGGAAACACCACAAUUGGGCACUGGGCAGCAGAAGUCUCCAUCCGAGGUUCUUUCCCCUGAUGUAUUCAUCUCUUACCAGUGGGGGAAACAAAAGGAAAUCAUGGCUCUAUAUCAGAAACUGACGAGUUUGGGGUUCACCUGCUGGAUGGACAUUCAUCAAAUGGGAGGAGGGGACUCCCUGUUUGACAAGAUUGACCGUGGGGUCAGAGGUUGUAAGGUCAUGUUGUCUUCGGUAACCACAAAGUACGCUUUAUCUGCCAACUGUAGGAGAGAGGUCAGUUUAGCAGAUGCUCUGAAGACGCCUAUCAUCCCUAUGUUGAUGGAGAAAAUAGACUGGCCCCCCAGUGGACCAAUGAGCAUGGUUCUUACACAGUUAUUGUAUGUCAAUUUCUCAAAGGAAGAGUCCAUUCAGUUAUCAUGGGAGGGAACAGCUUUCAAUGAACUGCUGAACAAAGUUAAGCAACAUGUUUCUAUCCUUGAAGAUGAUACCAUUCAAGAAGAAAAGCAUAAGAAGGUAGAUACACCAUCAAAUGCCCCACAAACUCCAAUCUCUUCAAGAAAUGGUGGCACUGAAGAACAUGAUACUGAGCAGCAGACUAGUGAGAAUGGUGACACUAAAAAGCGAAAUAGUGAGCAGAAAAGUGAGAAUUCCAGUGAUCAGAAAGCAAACCUGACGUCACACUCUGUACAACCCAGGACUUCCGCUGUCAAUAUUGAACAUAGAAAUAAAGCGCAGUCCUACCCUAGUGACAACAAAAAGAAAUCAGCAACAUGUUCUAUUCUGUAGUGCUUAAUAGAUAAUAACUUAUAAUGAUGCUUGCAGAUUAUUUUAGGUCACAGGGUAUGUUUUUAAAACGUUUACUAGUUGAAGAAAUUGUCAUACAGAACAGUUUGUUUUAACGGCCAGAAGAGAAACAUAGUUGUAGAGUUAUCGUUCUAUAUGGUAGUUCAACAUGUUUUAUUUAUAGAGGAUUUGAAUUUAUUGGUUUGUCUGUACCUCAAAUCAAUCUAAUUCAGAUAACUACAAGAAUAUGGCUUUAGUACAUAUAUUGACAUUGCGAUCAUCCUAGAAACACUGACCUUGUUUAUAAAUAAUUCAUUCAAUCAAAAAUAUAUUUAUGACUAGGCACCUGAUCCCACCUCUGGUGUGUCCAGGGGUCCGUGUUUGCCCAACUAUCUAUUUUGUAUUGCUUAUGGGAGUUAUGAGAUUGAUCAUUGUUCGUUAUCUUCACCUUGCACUGUCAUGGGAUUUUUAUUGUUCAUCUCUGUCAAUAUGCUAAUAUGAGUACUUCUGGAAGUAUCAGGUUACAUGAGCUCAAAAACCUGGAUCAUCAGGUCAAAUAUCGAGGUCACAGUCUAUAAUCAAAUGUUUGCAUCACUGCACACAGAGAAUGCCAUUAAAUAGUUGUACAAUUCAAUGUCAAUAAUGAAUGGUGAAGAUCACGAACAGUGAUCAAUCUCAUAACUCCUAUAAGUAAUGCAAAAAAGAGAGUUGGACAAACGCCGAUCCCUAGAUAUACCAGAGGUAGGAUCAGGUGUCUAAGAGGAGUAAGCAUUUUCUGUCGACCGGUCACACCCGCCGUGAGCCCUAUAUCUUGAUCAGGUAAACGGAGUUAUCCGUAGUCAAAAUUAAUGCGCCAAGAACGGCCUAACAAUCGGUAUGAAACAAGUCAGACAACAUUUGACACAAUGCUGACGUUAAACGAGACUGUUGAAACCCUUGCAGCAUUAACUUCUCUGUCAGUAGCCUGCCUCGAUCUAAAAACUUAUCAUACGCAGAACAAACUCUUGCGUAUCGAAUCAAUUAAGAGAUAUAAACAUCAUAUGCAGGUGAUAAUGGGAUAUUGCUACAUAGAUAUGGGAAUUUGACGAUGGUGAAUCUAAAAUCAUCCGGUUUAUCGUAAAGUUGAGUUAUUAGUUUGCCGUUAAUUUCUAUUUUCAAUAAAAUAUCUAAGUAUGGAGCAGAA
Molecule: messenger RNA, 5935 nt
Organism: Ostrea edulis (European flat oyster)
Lineage: Eukaryota; Metazoa; Mollusca; Bivalvia; Ostreida; Ostreidae
Exons: 24
Coding region: 334-4755 (1473 amino acids)
Biological process (GO): signal transduction
Molecular function (GO): protein binding
Source: RefSeq, a predicted model, not a curated record